Molecule: messenger RNA, 2812 nt
Organism: Amaranthus tricolor (Joseph's coat)
Lineage: Eukaryota; Viridiplantae; Streptophyta; Magnoliopsida; Caryophyllales; Amaranthaceae
Exons: 15
Coding region: 493-2517 (674 amino acids)
Biological process (GO): DNA-templated transcription
Cellular component (GO): RNA polymerase III complex; nucleus
Source: RefSeq, a predicted model, not a curated record
CAUUUCGGAGGUCCACAUCUCUAUGGAUGACGGCUCGGGGACUUUCCUGAGCCAAGACUCGCAUAACAGCAAGCUCAAAGCCCAUUCACUUUAACCUUCAAACAGUUAUCUAAUAUCAGAUGAACUAAAUUUAAAAACUUCUUAUAGUUGAACUAAUCUUCCGAUGUGGGACUGUGGGUCAAAAAAAUAGUAUAAAUAUUUUCCAAAACCGCUUUUCCUCAGUUCCUUAUUCGCUUAAUUGCUUCUCCUUCUUCUCGGUUACUCCCCAUACUCUGUUCUCCUCUCAACCUCCAUUCCAGAGACGAGAAUCCAGUCCUUGCGCCUGCCCAGCCUAUUCCAUUCCAGCCCUUCCUCCAGACGGCAGCCGCCAACACUGCCGCAGACCGAAAGACGCCACCCCAGCCGGCAUUCUCCGCCCACCACCGCUAAAAUCCCCCCGACUUCCGCAGCUCCAUACUUCCAUUGUUGAGGUUUUGAAUUUAAAGGGAAAAAAUGGAAUUCAAUGAUUUGGAUAACCCGUUUAAAGCUCAGUCAAAGCCUUCCACUUCAAGGUUUGCUCCGAAAUCGUCUAGGUUUCAGCCGAAGACAAAGCAACCGCCGGUUAAACUUGAACCAAAACCGGAACUGGAGCCGGCGCUGGAGCGAAUGAAUGUUAAAGAAGAGGAUUCACAUACUAUCUCAUCCGUUGGAGAUGCUAAAGUGGAUAUUGAUGAGGAUUUUUUGGAAAAAAAGGGAGGUACUACUGUAGAGUUAAAGGAAGAAGAGGAGGCGGGAGUUCCAGAAAGUUCUGUUGCUAUGGAGGAAGAUGAUGUAGUUGUUGCUGAGUAUGAUGUGUAUUUUAACCCUCCUGAUCCGUCUUCUGAGUUGUAUGUAUUGCAAUAUCCACUGCGACCAUCAUGGCGUCCUUACGACUUGGAGCAAAGAUGCACCGAGGUGAGAUUCAAACAAAGUACCGGUGAGGUGGAAGUGGAUUUGUCUAUCGAUAUGAAUUCAGAUAAUUUUGAUGUUAGAGCAAAUGAUCAAUUCAAGAUGAACAAACAGGUUUUGUCAUCUUCAUGCAAGCUGCCUCAAACUACAGGAUAUGCCAUUGGGGUGUUGUCUGGUAAGAAGCUCUUUGUGAAUCCCAUUCAAGGUGUUGUGCAGCUUCGACCAUCAAUGGAAUAUUUGGAUUCUGGUGGGUCAUUAAAGAGAAAUAAUCCAAAUGUUACCGUCAAAGAAGGAUCCAGUAAUGAUGUCCGUUCUGGUCAAUCAAGUAAGCAGAAUAAGCAAGUAGAUUCAGAAGCCUUGGAGCCAUGGGUUUCUCUCAAUUACCAUAGUUCGACGUCUGAGCUUGCAAAAAGAUAUUUGAAGAAGAUGAUGACAGCACAGAAUAAUCCAUUACAGUUUUCGAUGAAUCCGAAUGACUAUUUGAACUCUUUGUGUCCUAAGGCGGCUAUCACCAAGAUGCAGUCAAGUGGACCAUCAAGAGGGUCUCUGCUUGCCCUGCCACUGGAGGAGCGAAUUAAGACAUCGCUUAUUGAGGGACCCUCUGUUCAAAGAUUUGCAGCCAUUACUCACCUUGCUCCUAAUGACCCAGUUGAAGAUGUUCUUGAAGAACUUCAAAAGUAUGCUAUGUUGGUACAGGGGCUUUGGGUGGUGAAAACUAGAUUUCGAUAUCCAAAUUCCAAAGGACCUGAAUUACUAGCAAGAGAUUAUGCUCUUCUACUUUUCAGCAAGAGCCCAGUCUUCAAAGACUCAGAAUUAGACAUUCUAGGAUCUUCCAAAUCUACUGGAAAAGUAGUACUUCGAGAAAUAGCAGUUGAAAGACCAUACUGUAAAGAUUGGAAGUUCUUAGAACCUACAGAUGUUUCAUUUAUAAAACAUUAUCCAGAUGUCGUGGAGCAACAGCAGAAAUUAUGGCAAGGCCAUGAGCAACACUUGCAACGAAUUAUCGAUGCGCGCAGAGCUGGAGCUAGAAUUGGAGCGAAUUCCAAAACUUCUGGGAGGCCUGGAUCAUCAAUGCGUCUUGAUGAAGGUGGUGUAAGACCAAACAAUUUCUUGUCAAAAGAAACUCGAGAUGCCCUGCCAAAGGUUUUGAGAAAAAUUUUCCAAAGCCAUAAAGUUUGCAGCUUUCAAACAAUUUUACAGGGUCUUAGGGAUAUGGCAGUUUCUAUGUCUGCCCUACCAAAGGCUGAUGCUAGAGCUUCUGCUGCUGUUCUAGCUGCUGAUGCCCCUCAAGAAGAACUUCAGUCUGUAAUAUGUGACAUUGCAGUUAACAUUCAUGGUGUUUAUUUAUUGAAGUCAUCCCCUGAACAUUCAGAAGUCGACCCAUUGAGAAGAGUAGUUAUUGAACUUUUUCUUGGAAAAGGACCUAAUGCAAAGCUUAAGAAAGGAGAAAUUAUUGAAGCUGCCAAGAUUAGACUUCAAAAGGAGCCCACUAAUAGUGAAUUUCAGAAGGUCAUCACUGAUUUUUGCGUAUCAAAGGGAGGGGCUUGGGUACUAAAAAGUGGUGACGGAGUCCCAAAAGAUCUUUGCUGAAGUAUCUUCCAACAUUUUUACUACACAGGAAUACCGCCAGUUGUGUUCUUUUUUCUGCGGUUCAGUUGAAUUGCUGAACCUUGUAGUUUUGAUAUUGUUGCCGGUUUCGUCAAGCAAGAAGACUUACUGCCUUGUUCGGCCGAUCUCCUGCCAUUUUGAUGCUCGGUACAGAAGGAGCACUAGUUUUUCUGCUCAUAGUCAUACUAUGAUCUAAAACUAAUACAUAACUUUGAUUUAUUAUCCUAUGAAUUUGGAACCUUUUAAUCUGCUUUUUUUUUUUUUUUUUUUUUUUUUU